AUGAUUUCCUUGCAAUGUUUGUCACGUCGAGGCGUACCGCCCCCAGAUCUUCGCCUUCAUACUCCCUUAGAUGACACGUCCUCGGUGCUCCCCACUCCACCACCCCUCCUUUUGCCUGGUCCACGAAGUCCUGGCUUGUUCGGUCCUAUCACGACUCCCUCGUUCUUCGCAGCCUCGCAACUGAGAAACGAGUCCACUGCGCGUACGGCCGUACUAGUAGAUUCUGCUGCCACGUAUCCGCUAACCCGAAUUUACUUGUAUGGAUCGGAAGAACUGGUCAAUACGGUCACAUGGACACUACGUUCUGCAUGCCCCUUGGAUCGAUUCCGAGCAAAGGAUGGUUCAUUCCAUCGGAUAUGGAUAUUGACUGGUUCAAUCAAUGAAUGGGAAAAAUGCAGUCUUUCGGUGUCGGAUCAGUCAGGGGAACCGUCACUCAGUGUCUGUGAUACCAUGGGCCUAAUGUCUAGUCCGACCGAUCGAAAAGUGUUUGGCACCUCACACAUGUCUGCAUUUUCGGCUCCAAUUGUCAACACUCCGGACGACGCACCUGAAUCGAGCUGUAGCGGUCACGGCACAGGCAGAUCAUCGGAUCGUCCUCACUCCGAAGCACCCAGAUCGUACACAUGGAACAUUGACUGGACCUCGUUUUCACCCGCCUACUGCCUCCCGAUUGUCCAACACUUACUGGGUGCGGAUUUCCCGGAAAUAUUGGUGGUAACACACUGUGUCCCGCCUAGAUCCGCACAGCUCGUGGCCGCCCUGGUACCAAUAAUGGAAGAGGUUUCACAUUCGGCAUCCGAAACAGAUCCGUGCAUUCCGGGACCUGUUCGUCGUCCGUUGUUUCUCCCACCUUCUGUUACAGCUCCGACCGCCAUCAAAGCGGAACCGAACUCUCCGAAACAAUCGGUGGCUGUAAAUUCGUUCACGCGUUUAUCUCCUGCCUAUGUUCAUCUGUUAGUCCUUGUCACAGUGCUUCACGAAAAGGCAUUAUCUAGUGAAUUCUACUCCGUUUACGGCUCUUCCGACGUGGGACGGGAUGAUGACGUUGCUUCUGCUGAACAUCGGGUACUAACACCAAGUCCCCAUAAUGUUCCGCUCGAUUUGGAACCAGCGCCAAACUCGCCUUCGCUACAGCAACAGGUUCUUCGAACUGCCGGAUCGGACCAUUUGAAUGUUCCUCUACGCUCCACCACAUCUGAUUUUUCCGUUCACUCACGUAAUCCGGUUUCUGGCGUCAGUUUUGUCGAAUUACCUUGGUUACCUGUCAGCCCGUCACAAGAAUGGUGUCAUUCGCGGCAUACAGCUUCACGCACAGAUGGCGUUCAACGUGCACCAAACUGUAGUUUGAUUCCCUCCGCGCAUACAACGCUCGUAUCUCCGGUACCCCUCUCCUCCACCUCUUCUUGGAACGUUACUCCUGCUUGCUCCGGCCAUCACAACGAAACUCAAGGUGCACCUCCAGCUUGUACAUGUGAAUCCACUCUAACCGUGAUGCAUAAUUCCAGUGAACUGACAUCCUCCGUGGAGGAGUACUAUGCUGAAUUGCCAAAAAUUUCCCAGUCCGAGGUUCGUGGAUUAGAACGAUGCAUCCGACGUCUAAAUCGACCGAAACGUCCCCGUCCUCGAACCUUUUCCACCAAUUCACAUUCCUCAUCCUCACCCCCGUCUCCGGCCGUUCCUUCAAGUUCUACCUAUCCUGUUGUGGCGUGUCGAGUUCCGUCGAAUCACGCAAGUCGAGUACCCAGUUCGGCCACACUACCCUAUCCUCCCAUGACCAGCGAUUCGAAUGGACUGCCUCCAUUGUUGGAUCAGUUGGAAUCUGAAGCAGCAAUUUACGCUGAAGUUAACGAUGCGCUUCUACCCGAAUCCCGUUGUUCUUAUCCACCAUCUCUCUCCCGAGCAGUUCAUUCUAACAAUGGCGUAUCAGGUGAUCCAUAUGAUACACCGUACACCGCUUACAGCUAUUAUCCAUGUCUCUCGAACGCACAUCGUCGUUUAUCCCAAUCAGUUACUGCUGUUCAGUCCACACACCAUUUGCGAUGUCCCAGGGGUACGGGUGAUUGUGUGAUCUUUACACCUAGUCCUUCCACUUUGGAGAAGUCUUCUCUGAAUCCACCUUUUGUUUCCCGACCCUUACCCACGAUUGUCGAUUGUGAAUCCGUCCCGUGCUCAUCGUGUUGUAACCACAGUUCUUCACCGAUCAGCUCCUCUCAUCGACCCAGAAUACCACACAAUUCCGCCGUUCACUUACCUAAUGCGAGUCCAGCAAACUUGGUGCAUACCCCUUCUGACUCAGAUCCCCUAUCACACCCGACACAGCCGUCCGUUGUGAUGUCCUCAGAUUUCACCACACCUCAGUCCACUACAGAUCCCUGCGUAUCUCAAAAACUUAUGCGCCCUUCUUUAUCGGCUCUCAAUAAUCUUUCGGCGGCCAUUCGCCGACACGGGAUCUGGUUCCGACAUUCCAUUUCGUGGCGUGCACGAAAGCAAAGUAAGUUAUUCCUUGUAUUUAUUUUGUGGUACGUUCGUCGUGGAUUACUUUUCUCUUAA
This is a messenger RNA of Echinostoma caproni, 2550 nucleotides long. The record is from the annotation of a GenBank genome assembly. NCBI's taxonomy places the organism in Eukaryota, Metazoa, Platyhelminthes, Trematoda, Plagiorchiida, Echinostomatidae.